AUGUUGGCAGGAAUGGGUGAAUCAUGGCAGCACACAGAUCAAGAAGGAAGCGGUAGGCCUAGAGAAACGACAGAACGUGAAGAUCGAGCGGCACUCACACCCCCAGAUGCAUCAUUAUCAUUGAUUGUACAUGCAACUAGUGCUUCAGUAUCCAUCAAAUUAAAAAUUGCCUUUAACAAGACCAGAGGAGAUCGUCGUUUUUAUUCAACCUGGAUGAGACAUGAUCAGAGACCCACCACUGCAUAUAUUGUUGAAAAUCUUCUUUUCUUAUUUGUUACAUCCGUGCCCGUUAUUACUCCGGGAGUUACACAGUGUGGUACGUAUACAAAUGGUUCCAGAUCCCAUAUACCUCUCAGGAUUAAUAUGUUGCACAUUCCCACCCCCGUGGUAACUGGGGAUAGUGUUCGACUAAAGUGUGGUUACGAACUCGGCAACGAGACCUUGUACGCUGUCAAGUGGUAUAAGAACAUGGGGGAGUUCUUCAGAUAUGUCCCUGCCUCUGAACCUCCCCUGAAGACAUUCCCACAGCUAGGAAUAGAUGUUGAUGGUUUCAUGACUGCAGCCCUGUAUGAAGUUGAGAAUAGUUAG
Stegodyphus dumicola is the source of this 588-nucleotide messenger RNA. Its product is annotated as cell adhesion molecule 2-like. The record is from RefSeq and is a predicted model, not a curated record. NCBI's taxonomy places the organism in Eukaryota, Metazoa, Arthropoda, Arachnida, Araneae, Eresidae.